This is a messenger RNA of Neltuma alba, 1695 nucleotides long. Its product is annotated as transcription factor TGA2.3-like. Gene Ontology annotation, molecular function: sequence-specific DNA binding. NCBI's taxonomy places the organism in Eukaryota, Viridiplantae, Streptophyta, Magnoliopsida, Fabales, Fabaceae. The transcript has 10 exons. Gene Ontology annotation, biological process: DNA-templated transcription. The record is from RefSeq and is a predicted model, not a curated record. Bases 5 to 1567 code for a protein of 520 amino acids.
UCUCAUGUAUCAGAAGGGAAACAUGGCUGUCGGUGGCGCCGUGCCGGAAGGGGAAUUGGCAGAUUGUGUCAUGAAUAUACGUCUUGCAACUGGGGAUCAUGCUCAUUCUGUGGUCGAAAAUGGUGCCUUAACAUUUGACAAGGACUAUGAGCAGUGGGUCAAUGAGCAUCAAAAACUGAUAAACGACCUAAGAACGGCAAGUAAUUCGCCAGUGGAUAAGGAUAAUGAUGAUGAUCUGCAUAAUGUUGUUGAGGGUGUAAGAGCCCACUACGAUGAAUUAUUUAGGUUAAAGAGCAAAGGGACAAAGGCUGAUGUAUUUCACAUGUUCUUUGGCAUGUGGAAGACGCCUGCAGAAAGAUGCUUUAUGUGGUUAGGUGGAUUCCGACCAUCUGAACUUCUUAAGAUAUUAAGGAAGCAGCUUGAGCCAUUUGCGGGGCAGCAAUUGAUGGAGCUAUAUAAUCUGCAGCAGUCUUCGAUGAUGGGGGAGGAAGCUUUAUCACAAGGCAUGGACGCAUUGCAAGGCAUUCUCUCUGAGAUACUUUCUUCAUCUUCAACCUCCCUCGGAUCCACCAGUUCUGCAAAUUCUGCCAAAUACGAUAUCAUGGAACUUGCUAGGAGCAAGCUGCUCAACUUACAGGAUUUCCUUCCUGUGGCUGAUAAUUUGAGGCAGCAAACUCUGCGGCAGUUGCAAAGAAUCUUGACCACGCGACAAGCAGCUCGAGCCUUCCUACUCAUAAAUGAUUACAUUUCCCAACUACGAAAUAAUCUUUGUAGGCUCGCUCAUCAGAAUCAAGUGGCUAAGAGGAAGUGUCGGUCGGAAGAAAAGGGUACACUAAUUGCAAUCGAGUAUCCUGAGGAUCAUUGUCGUUCAGUGGUUAGAAAUGGUGCCUUGGCAUUCGACAAGGACUAUGAGCACUGGUUAGAUGAGCACCAACGUGUGAUCAACAAUCUAAGAACGGCUUUUAAUUCUCAGAUGGGAGACAAUGAUGAACUGCAUACUACCAUUGUUGCUGUUACAUCACAUUACGAUGAAUUAUUCAGGUUAAAGAACAUAGGCACAAAGGCUGAUGUAUUUCACAUGCUCUCUGGUGCCUGGAAGACGCCUCUCGAAAGAUGUUUUAUGUGGUUAGCUGGAUUCCGAUCAUCUGAUCUUCUCAAGAUAGUGAGGGACCAGCUGGAGCCAUUAACAGAGGACCAAUUGAUAGGGUUGUAUAAUUUGCAGCAGUCUUCGUUUCAGGCUGAGGAUGCUUUGUCACAAGCCAUGGGAAUGUUGCAUCAAAAUCUUUCAGAGACACUUUCCUCAUCAGCAGCCUCCCUCGGACCCACUGGUUGUGGAAAUGUUGCCCAACACAUGGAUCAAAUGGCACUUGGUAUGAAAAAUCUUGACAGUUUGGAAGCAAUCCUCCAUCAGGCUGAUAUCUUGAGGCAACAAAUUCUGAAUCAACAGUUGCCAAGAAUCUUGACCAUGCGACAAGUAGCACGUGCAUUCCUUGUCAUAAAUGACUACAUUUCUCGAAUAAGGAAUGUAAAAUGUGGGAGCUGUCCUGUGAUUGAUAGUAAACUGUAACAUGUUGGAGAUCUCUUAUGAAUAUGGUCCCAUUUAGUAUGUUGGAAGGAAUGGGAUAUAUAUGAUGAAACAUAAGUACGUUUAGCAUGUCAAAUAAAGUAAAUGGAAUCUUCGAAUGCUUUUUGUUU